AUGAAGUUUGAAAUCAUCGGAUGGGCCCUCGUGGGUCUUCUGCAGCUCACCUCCGCUGCCCCCUCGAUUGUCAAGCGCCAGGCCAGUGAGGCGGCCCCGGUUGGAUACGCCACCAUGAACGGAGUCACUACCGUCACUACGGAGGCCGGCUUGAUUGCUGCCGUCGCCGGUGAUGAGAAGAAGAUCGUCUACAUCAGCGGAACCAUCACUGGUACCUCCAUGGUCGACAUCGGCUCCAACACCAGUGUCCUUGGAAAGAACUCCGCCUCCGGCCUGGUUGGAAUCGGUCUUAGAAUCUGGAGGCACAACAACGUCAUCAUCCGCAACAUCAAGACGUCCAAGGUCCUCAAGCCGGUGGAUGCGAUCGGAAUCCAGGCGUCCAAGAACGUUUGGGUCGACCACGUUGAGUUCUCCUCCGACAUGACCCACAACAAGGACUACUACGAUGGUCUCCUCGACAUCACCCACGGAUCCGACUGGGUCACCGUCUCUUACUGCCACUUCCACGACCACUACAAGACCUCGCUAGUCGGCCACUCGGACAACAACGGUUCUGAAGACAAGGGACACUUGACGGUCACCUACAAGCACAACUACUUCCAGAACAUCAACUCGCGCGCGCCCUCGCUGCGCUUCGGAACCGGCCACGUCUUCAACAACUACUACGAGAACAUCAGCCUGGGCAUCAACACGCGCCAGGGUGCGCAGAUGCUCAUUCAGAACAACGUGUUCCAGAACGUCACCUCGCCGCUGUACGCCACCGACGAGGGCUUCGCCGUUGCCACCGGAAACGACUUUGGCGGCGGUGUCAACGAGGCCCCCGUAGGUACCCUUACCGCUAUGCCCUACAGCUUCACCCUCGCCGCGACCGCGGACACGAAGGCGCAGGUCAUCGCCGGUGCGGGAAAUAAGCUUACUAUCGCUUAA
Molecule: messenger RNA, 927 nt
Organism: Tricharina praecox
Lineage: Eukaryota; Fungi; Ascomycota; Pezizomycetes; Pezizales; Pyronemataceae
Product: putative pectate lyase
Exons: 6
Coding region: 1-927 (308 amino acids)
Molecular function (GO): pectate lyase activity
Source: RefSeq, a predicted model, not a curated record